AGUGUCAAAUUAGCACAACCAACCUUCGAGAAAACAAGUUUUGCGGUGAAAGAAGUAAUUUGUAAUUUACUAAAAUGAGUAGUAUAAAUAAAAUGAAAAUAAGUGUGUCCAAAGAGGAAUGUGCUGAAAUGUCUAUGGACGAGGAACCGCUGACGAAGUUAUUCGACGAUGCCAUGAAAAUAUUUGAAGCUAUAGAGAAAAGCAACGAGCCUACAAACAGUAACAGCACUCAGUUGAGUGUAAAGUCAGCAAUAUCAAAGUUUGAGAAGGCCACCAACCUCGUGUCUCUGGCAGGGAUGUUCAGCCGGAACGAGGGUGUGGAGGAGCUGCCCACAGAAACACUGCGCUACUUGCUGCUGCCUGCGCUGCUCGGCACUCUCACUCUGAAGCUGUGCAACCAACCACGAAUUGAUCUUGUCAAUGUGGCUGAGAUUUAUUACAAAGAUUUCCUCCAGAGAUGUAAGGACUAUGGAGUAACAGACCUGGAGGUGCCAUCCACCAGUGACUCACGCGAAGUGGAGAGGCCACACAGUGAACAAGCCAAGAUAGCCAGUUUGGUGCAAACCAGGGAGGCUAAGAUUAGAAGGUACAAGCAGGCGCAGGAGCUGAAAGAACAACUAGCCGUAUUGUCCAAAGCGAUGGAGUCCUCAGCAGACGACGAGACAAAGAGAGCAUACUUCCUGAAACUGCUGCAGAGCUACAUCAACCAAGCUUUUGAAGAACUCAGCAGUAUUGAGCAGGAGAAGACUAUAUUGGAGUACAUGGCUAAGAAUGCCGGAGAGCCAAAGCCAGCGGAGCGCCCCCGCGCACCAUUGAGGCCGGUGAUAAUAACUCGCGACGAGCUACAGAAGGCAGUGUUUGGCGCGGGCUACCCGGCCAUACCCUCGCUCACCGUCGAGGAGUUCUACGACCAACGAGUUAGGGAAGGCCUGUUCCCUGGAGCAUGCACAAGUAUACCGCACACAACUAUACAGAGCACUGAGAACGACCCCGACGAGGAGGAGAGGAUACAAAAGGAGCUCCUAGAGGAACAAGAUGACCCUGAAGAGAGGGCGAGGAAAAACAACAUGGACGAGUACAAGGACGAGCAUCGCCGCGGAUGGGGCAACCGACACAACAGGAGCUAGGCAGCCUGCCACACACUGCGCCGCACUGCACGCCGGGUGCCACACACCCACCCUGUGGGCUGCAGUGCCGGAGUAAGGGCGCGCGGAGCCCUUUCAAUGAUGCUGUUGAUGAACCCCGCUAUCAUAUAAGUUUCAAGCUAAAACAUCUUAUUCAUUCUCUUUAGUGGAGGUGAGAACCCUCCUUUGGCCCGGGCCCCUCAUUACGCGGACUCGUACCAAUAUGUCGGGGUUGGUCCGUCGCUGUCUCCAUACUGCUACUCUUGUUUUCAAUAAUUGAUGACUUUAUGUUUGACGUGAUGUUUGGUUUUUUAAUGAAUGGCUAUUGGCUACACGACAUGGCUAGAGGUCAGUGUACUGUUUUAUUUAAAAAUCAAAAAUAUUACUUGCACAUAGCAAGUUAGUAUUUAGUAGCAGAUUAUUUAAUUACUUUCUGCUGCAUGCCUGCUGAAAACGGAGGGCGGUUCAUGAAUAUAAGAUGGCUAAUUAUGUUUCACCAAGUAAAGUAUAUGAGUUAAAUAAUUAAAUAUAAGUCCUAUACUUUGCGGAAAAUCAGAUAUAGAUAGCACCGGGGCAAAAGCCUGGCUUUGCCCAUUUGACCCAAUGGGGACAAAUGAAGCAACAGUGACAGGACUCAAGUUAUUAUGGUUAUGCUGUGAUUUCGUUUGGAUAACAGACUGAUGGAGCUGAAGUUAGUGAGGAAUAAUGCAGGUGCAAAUGAUUUUGUGAUCAUUUGGUCUAUGAAUAAAGUAGAUUUUUGAAUAACAUCUAAUUAAUACGAAACCUUUAAUAAUUAUGAAUGUGUUUUUGCAGUGUAUAAUCUGAGUACGUAAAAGUAUUGGCUCAGUAUAUGAGUAUGCUCAAGCGAUAGCACUGCCAAUUACCUACAAAAAAAAAAUAAUGGCGUUAUAAUUUUAUUAAUAUAUUUUUUUAAAUAACAAUUAAAAAGGUAAGAUUGGCCGAAGUUAUUUUAACCCCUUGUCUGUCGAUAUAUGAGACACAAUAGAAAACACACUGUCUCACGUAGACCUGCGUCCGACAGGUCGCAUGUUAAUGUAUUACACAGUUGAUAUAUUUUUAUUUUUGUGCAAACAAUGAAAUACGUACAAUGUACUACAUGUCUGCGCCAGUCCACAUUGUAUCGUUACGUGGACGAGGGCUCGGUCAUUAUACUACAUUUUCUAUUGUCACAAUAUGUUAAAGUUAUUGAAUCCAUAUCAUGUAGCGUCUGUAUACCAAUAAACAAAUUAUUGUAUUUAC
This is a messenger RNA of Spodoptera litura, 2384 nucleotides long. RefSeq names its product immunoglobulin binding protein Tap42 (gene Tap42). Gene Ontology annotation, biological process: regulation of dephosphorylation; regulation of signal transduction. Gene Ontology annotation, cellular component: cytosol. Gene Ontology annotation, molecular function: protein phosphatase 2A binding. NCBI's taxonomy places the organism in Eukaryota, Metazoa, Arthropoda, Insecta, Lepidoptera, Noctuidae. The record is from RefSeq and is a predicted model, not a curated record.